Messenger RNA from Esox lucius (northern pike), 2185 nucleotides. RefSeq names its product cell surface A33 antigen. Lineage: Eukaryota; Metazoa; Chordata; Actinopteri; Esociformes; Esocidae. Bases 115 to 1815 code for a protein of 566 amino acids. The record is from RefSeq and is a predicted model, not a curated record. Gene Ontology annotation, cellular component: plasma membrane. The transcript has 7 exons.
AGUCAACAGUUGUAGAACCAAUUAGACCAGGGCACCUGAGAGCCUACGGAAGAGGUGCGGCUGGCGCCUGUGAUUUGGUGCCUACGUGAGGUGCGCUUGGAGCGUUUGAAUAGGAUGUUCAUCACCGGAGAAAACCGCUAUAUUUCUUUCCUGUGGGCGAAUAAAAAGGGAAAUUCGUCAAUGAGACUGUUUGUCAUACUUUCAGUGUUUUCCACUGUGAGGGGGCUCACUGUGACCAUUCCACAGCGUGAGUACGAGGUGAAACGAGGUGAUGACGUCACCCUGGCGUGUCGCUUCGUACCUGCCAAGCCAGAAAACUCAUUGGUGAUAAUCGCGUGGACCAUGGAGGCGGACAAACCUGAAGACCCAAAGAUCACGAUGGCUACAUACUACUCCAACCUAGAUAAAUUGGACAUCAGGGCGUCCUAUAAGGGCCGGCUGGACAUGCUCAAUGACAUCCCUGGAGGGCAGAGCACCUUGACCGUCCGUCGAGCUACCUUACAGGAGAGCCGGUUGUGGCAGUGCCGGGUCCAGAUCCCCGGAGACGACGAGGGGACAUUGUCCGCCACCACCGAACUGGUGGUUUUGGUGGCUCCCUCUGUCCCUGUUGUCAGGGUUCAGGGAGAAGCAGAGUACUGGGCAAACAUCAAUCUGACCUGUGUGUCUGAAGAGGGCUCCCCCGCCCCCACCUACAGUUGGAAGACCUACGAUGUUAUGAACACCCCCAGACAAUUCCCACUGAGGACCAUAGAGAAGAAUGGAGUUCUGUCACUGUUCAAUAUAUCUAUGGCGACUUCAGGUUUCUUCAUCUGCACUGCGACCAACAAGAUCAGCUCUUCCAGCUUCAACUUUACCCUGGCUGUCAUGCCCCCUUCCAUGAAGAUCGGGUCCACAUUGGCCAUCAUCGGAGGGGUCCUGGCUGGGCUGCUGGUUCUGGGGAUUGUUGUCUACUGUUGUAGAAAGAAGAGGAACAAAGAUAAGCAGAAAGCUUUUCAGGGAGCUCCAGAAAUCCAGUUUCAAGACAAUCCCACACUCAAGGUUGGGGCAGUUUACCAGGAUGCCGUAUCAGAAGGCAAAGCUGAGGGAAGCCUUGAGCUCCCUGACCAACAUGAGAUGACAGGGGAGGUGGGCCGUAGUAUAACAACAGAGCUUAGCGAGGGCCGUAAGAUGUCUGAUGAAAACCGCAACAACAAUGUGGAUCAACAUGAUCGGCAUGGUGGCAGCCGCGAUCGCCUUGACGACCAGCGCGAUCGAUAUGGUGGCAGCCGCGAUCGCCUUGACGACCAGCGCGAUCGAUAUGGUGGCAGCCGCGAUCGCCUUGACGACCAGCGUGAUCGAUAUGGUGGCAGCCGUGAUCGCCUUGACGACCCACCUGUCGUUCGUUAUAGUGGCAGCCGCGAUCGCCUAGACGACCCAACUGUUGUUCGCUAUAGCGGAAGCCGAGAUCGCCUUGACGACCAGCGUAAUAGGUAUGGUGGCAGCCGCGAUCGCCUUGACGACCCAACUGUUGUUCGCUACAGCGGAAGCCGAGAUCGCCUUGACGACCAGCGUAAUAGAUAUGGCGGCAGCCGCGAUGGCCUUGACGACCCAACUGUUGUUCGCUACAGCGGAAGCCGAGAUCGCCUUGACGACCAGCGUAAUAGAUAUGGUGGCAGCCGCGAUCGCCUUGACGACCCAACUGUUGUUCGCUACAGCGGAAGCCGAGAUCGCCUUGACGACCAGCGUAAUAGAUAUGGCGGCAGCCGCGAUCGCCUUGACGACCCGCCGGUGCUUCGCCAUGGUGGCAGCCGAGAAAGCCUAGACGACUGCCGCUAAAACAACCAGCAUGAUCACUACGAAGACCAGCAGCCUACGUGGACCUUGACUUGGAUACAAGAUUUCCAAAGGAAUUACAGCCAACCUCCCCAAUGCUACUCUGCACAGUCUGCCAGAAUAAGCUGCUAGGGCAGCUCAUAUAUACACCUUCUGUUGUCUGUAAUGUUCUACUGUCCUUACUGGCCCCAGGCAGAAUCCUUUUCACCUCUCAUUUUAACAUUUCCUGCAUAGAUGUUGGGCAAGGUUCAAAAUAUGAAAACAAAUAUAAACAAAAAGAGCCCAACAACUAUGCAUCCCCGAUUUUCCAAUUGUACUCUCACAGAGGUGCCUUGAGGUCUACAGUUCAGUCUCUAAGUGUUGGGACAGAGAC